GUAAAAAAACUACUAAAAGUAGAUCAUAGAUGGUUUAAAAGAUAAAAGUGUUCACAUAUUAAAUAAACGUGUGUCCAAUUUAGAUGACUCUCGGGCGUAAAUAUCAGAAUUCUUCCGGGAAUGCAGGGGAGGCUCGUAAGGUCUAUGCUAACCAGUCGAAUGUUGGGACUCUGUCAGGGUGCUCAUCUUCUCUUUCACUGUCCGAAAUGAUUGAGCCACCCGACUAUGAGCAGAUGUGUGAGCAUGUCAUGGGGGAGGGGGACCCCCUGGCUUACCCAGAGAAUGACUUCGAGGUGCUCACCAUCCCCCGACGCAUCAGAACUAUCAACCACAUUCUACCCGAUGAAGACUUAAGUAAAGCUCCAAUGUUUGUCCGUGACUGCAUCAGCAGUUAUACCUCCGACUUUACUGUGGUAGAAUACAAGUAUCGUGCACACUCCGGCUCGGCCAUCGGUCGGGAGAGGCUAAGUGAGAGAAUUGAGAAGCUGCUGUCAGCCCCGCAGCACCAGUAUGAAGUAGACGCUGAGCAGUCUACUUCCACAGAAGAACUUGCUUCCCAAAAUUUUGAGUCUCAACCGUCAAGCGGGCGACAGUCCGUGGCGUCUAUAUCCUCAUCAUCAUCGUGCAAUGAGACCCUCACGCCUCGCGGCUCGUGGGCCAGCCUGGACCUUCGUAGCUCCUCCUCUGACCCGCUCCUCCCGGAUCUGUUUGAGAAGAAACCACCAGAUCAAAUUGAUGCUAUUAAUGAAGCCAAAAGGCUGGAGAACCGUCAGGCGGACCUGAUGGGUCUGUACGCGCCGUAUCUGGACGAGGAGGAGGCCGUGGAGCGGCGGCUGGCGGCCGAGUUGCCCGCGGAGAUGCUCGGCCACCGUAUACUCGUCGUCUGCCAUCAGCUCAAACUCGAGCUCGACGUGGAGCCGUUAUUCGCGUCGAUGGCCCUCUACGACGCCAAGGAGAAACGCAAGCUUUCCGAGAACUUCUACUUCAACCUGAACUCGGAGUGCACGCGACAGAUGCUGUCCGCCCACGUCCCCCACGCUGACCUCUCCACGCUCAGCCGCAGUGCGGUCUUCGACAUACACAACCCCACACCGGACAUAUUCAUAGUCGUCCGGGUCGAGAAGGUGCUGCAGGGGGAUGUUAACGAAUGCGUCGAGCCGUACAUCAAAGAUGAUAAGAACCGUGAGAAAGUCCGCGCGGGGGCGGCGGCGGCGUGCGCGCGGUUAGGGCGGUACCGGAUGCCGCUGGCGUGGAGCGCCGUGUCGCUGCUUAGCGUGCUCAGCGGCGCCGGCGACACCCCUCAGGACCCACCCACACCCUCGCCCAACACCAACAGCCUCGACCGCAAGGCGUCCGGCGGCAGCCUGGAGGGUCUGCGGCGUCGCGCAGGCGAGGUGGGCGGGUCCCUGUCCCGCAAGGGGUCGGUCGAGCGGCGCGCCCCGCCCGACGACGUGCUCACACACAUCGACACCUUCAAACCCAUCGCCAUUACUGUCACUAGCUUCUUUAAACAGGAGACGGACAAACUCCGCGACGAGGACCUGUACAAGUUCCUGGCGGAGAUCAAGCGGCCGAGCUCGGCGCCCAAGAAGCUCAAGUGCAUCCCGGGCACGCUCAAGAUCGAGGUGUCGCCUGCGCCCGACGAGAUCCGCAACGGACUCACGCCCGAGCUCGCCAAACUGCAGCCCUAUGGAGAUGAGAACGUGCGUCCGUGCAAGGAGAUCCUGCCAUUCCCGGCGGGCGCGGGGGGCGGGGCGGCGCCACACACGCACUACCGCAACCUGCUGUUCCUGAGCGUGCGAGACAUCAACCUCACCGCCUACACCGCGCGGGCCGGCUCCGCACGGAACAUCACGGUCCGAAUCCAGCUGAUGGCGGGCGAGGAGCAGUCGGCGGCGCUGCCCAAUAUAUUCGGCCGCAGCUCGUGCCCGGAGUUCAGCACAGAGGCCUACACCACAGUGCUCUACCAUAACAAGAACCCGUCGCUAUACGACGAGGUGAAGCUGAAGCUGCCGGCGGACCUGGGCGACCACCAUCACCUGCUGUUCACGUUCCUGCACGUCGCCUGCCAGCGCAAGCCCGCCGACCACGAGAAGAACGUCGAGACACCUGUCGGAUACUCUUGGUUGCCGCUAUGCCGCAACGGCAAGCUGUCUAGCGGCGAGUGGGCGUUGCCGGUGAUGUCGGAGGCCCCGCCCCCCAACUACUCGUACAUCUUCCCCGACGUCCAGCUGCCCGGCACGCGCUGGAUCGACAACCACCGCCCGCUGUUCAACAUCGCGCUGGACCCGCACACCACUGUACAUCCUCAGGACAGCUUUAUAGAGCGGUUUGCGAUGGCGUGCGAGGCGGUCAUCGAAGGCAACAUACCGCCGAGAAUCGGACUCGCCAAUAUGGAAUCUGAACUAAGGACAAGUAUGGCGGAGCUGGGGUGCGGGGCGGCGGAGGCGCUGGCGCGCCACCUGCCGGUGCUGGCGGACGCGCUGCUGCGGCUGCUGACGGCGCCGCCCGCGCUCGGCCCGCAGCCGCUCAACAUCGCGCAGGACGCCUUCGCCGCGCUCGCGCAUCUCUUCGCCACCGUCACCAACAUGAACGAAGGCAGCACGUGCGACGCGCACGGCCGCAGCGGGCUGGUGUCGGCGUACAUCACGUACCAGUGCCGCAUGCCCCGCCCCAGCGCGCGCGACGCGCACGUCGGCCUGCCGCUGCCGCCUGAAGCGCUAAUUGACGGGUCGUGCAAGAUCCUGCACGAAGAGAUCGCGCUGCAGUGGGUGGUCGCCAGCGGCACCACCAGGGACCUCGCCAUGCACAACUCAUGGGCACUGUUCGAGCUGAUGGUGAAGUCGAUGGGUGAGUACGUGUGGCGGAGCGCGGGGGGCGGGGCCGACACGCCGCGGCGCGCGCGCUUCCCCGACCACUUCACCGACGACGUGGCCGCGCUCGUCGGCAACGUCACUGCGGAGAUCAUUGCCAGAUACGGAAAGGACAGCCGUCUGACGCAGAGCCUGAACAACAGCCUGGCGUUCUUCCUGUUCGAUCUGCUGAGCCUCAUGGACCGCGGCUACGUGUUCAACCUCAUCCGCACCUACCACAAGCAGAUGUGCGCCAAGAUCGCCUCCCUGCCUGACGCCGUGCCGCUCGUGCAUUACAAGCUAUCGUUCCUGCGCAUCGUGUGCUCGCACGAGCACUACGUGUCGCUGUGCCUGCCGCCGCCGCCGCUGUCGCCCGCGGCCCCGCCACCGACCCGCCCCCCCGCCUCCUCCGCCUCCACCACCGCCAGCGAGGACGGCCGCCGCCUCGCCACCCUCAGUGUUGACUUCCGAUCGAGACACUACCUCGCCGGCCUGCUGCUGUCCGACCUUGCUGCUGCGCUUGACCUGCAGUCGCCAGUGCUGCAGUGCGCAGCGGUAUCCGCACUGGCGGGCUUGCUGAGCGCGCACGACGCGGACCCGCGGCUGGCGCGGCCGGAGCUGCGCGCGCGCGUCGCGCAGCUCUACCUGCCGCUGCUGACUAUCGCUAUGGACGUGCAGCCGCGCCUGCACCGCGCAGCCGCUGCUCCCAAAGACAUACUGCAACUCGACGGAGAGAUGAGCCAAUUUGGCGCGUUCAACCCCGCGACCACGCCUGAAGAAUUCAAGCAGGGCGGUCGCGCGGCGUUCAACAGCGAGACGAGCCGCAACCUGGUGACGUGCGUGGUGUGGGUGCUGCGGUGGGCGGAGCGCGGCUCGCUGCACGCCUGCCUGCAGGACCUCGCCCCGCCCCGCCUAUACAGCUUCCUGCAGCUGAUAGAUCUCGCCUUCGCCGCGCACGAGUAUAAGGGUCGAAAAGAAAUCAUGAAAUGCGCUCAACAAAACGUACGAAAAACUACCGACAUCAAGGCGAAGCUGGAAGAUGUGAUUCUGGGCCAGGGAUCCGCCCGAUCAGACUUCAUCAUGAGGCGCAAAGGUGCGUACCAGAGCGGAUCCAGUGGACGUGGCGGCGCAGGACGCGAGCGGUGGCGCAAGGAGUGGGUGCGGGGGGCGGCGCGCUCGCGGCCGGCCUCCCCCGCGCGCCCGCUGCCCGCGCUCGCGCAGGCGUUGGCUGCGGAGGUGGCGCUAGUGCUGCUACACGCGCUCGAGGCGCUCGUACAGGCUAGCUCUGGUCUGGAAUGGGGAGGCGUGGCGUGCGGCGGCGCGUUGAGCGUGCUAGUGCGCGCGCUACAGCGCCACCAGAGCACCGUCGUCUUGCAGCACAUGUUCGCCACCGUGCGCGCGCUCAUACUCAAGUUGGGCUGGUCGUGCGUAUCUGCGGAGCGCGGCCCGGCGCUAUGCCGCGUGCUGCUGCGUCACUGCGCGGCGCUGGCGGGCGUGACGCGCGCGCACGCCGCCGCCACGCUGUACGCGCUCAUGCGCCAACACUAUCAUCUCGGCAACAACUUCAGCCGCGUGAAGAUGCAGGUUACGAUGUCGCUGUCGUCGCUGGUGGGUACGAUGGCGUCGCUGAGCGAGGAGUCGCUACGCCGCGCGCUCAAGACCGUGCUCACGUACGCCGAACACGAUCACGACUUAGCCGGCACUAGCUUCCCGGAGCAGGUGAAAGACCUGGUGUUCAACCUACACAUGAUCCUGAGCGACACGGUGAAGAUGAAGGAGUUCCAGGAGGACCCGGAGAUGUUGCUGGACCUGAUGUACCGCAUCGCGCGCGGCUACCAGCACAGCCCCGACCUGCGCCUCACCUGGCUCAGUAACAUGGCCCAGAAGCAUAUGGAGCGUUCGAACCACGCGGAGGCGGGCAUGUGCCUGGUGCACGGCGCGGCGCUCGUGGCGGAGCAGCUGCGGGCGCGGGGGCGGGGCGCGGCGCUGCUGGCACGCGUCACGCACAACGCGCUCGACGAGUCCGCGCCCGACCCUGCUAUACACCACCUCGGCGCUAUCGAGCUGCAGGCGCUGCUGGAGCACGCGGCGGGCGAGCUGAUGGCGGCGGGCCUGUACGAGACCGUCAACGAGCUGUACAAGGUGCUCAUCCCCAUCGCCGAGGACGCGCGCGACUACAAGAAGCUCGCCAACAUACACGGCAAACUGAACGAGGCGUUCACCCGCAUCGAGCAGCUGGCGGGCAAGCGCGUGUUCGGCGCGUACUUUCGCGUGUCCUUCUACGGCGCGCGCUUCGGAGACCUCAGCGGUGAGGAGUACGUGUACAAGGAGCACGCGCUCACCAAGCUGCCCGAGAUCUUCAGCAGGCUCGAGAAUUUCUACGGGCAGCGGUUCGGCGCGGAGAACGUGGUGAUCAUCAAGGACUCGAACGUCGUGGACGUGGCGACGCUGGACCCGGACAAGGCGUACAUACAGAUCACGUAUGUCGAGCCCUACCUCGAGCCGCACGAGCUGCGCGUGCGCACCACGCACUACGAGCGCAACCACAACAUUAAGCGGUUCAUGUACGCGACGCCGUUCACUGCGGACGGGCGCGCGCACGGCGAGCUGGCGGAGCAGUGCAAGCGUAAGACCAUCCUCACCACCGCACACCACUUCCCCUACGUCAAGACGCGCAUACAGGUUGUGCAAAGAACGACAAUAAUUUUGACGCCCAUAGAAGUCGCCAUUGAAGAUAUUCAGAAAAAGAUACACGAGCUGGCGGCGGCGACGGGGCAGGAGCCGCCGGACUCCAAGAUGCUGCAGAUGGUGCUGCAGGGCUGCAUCGGCACCACCGUCAACCAGGGACCGCUAGAACUCGCGCAGGUGUUCCUGGCGCCCGUGGUGGAGGGGACGCAGCCCGCCACCCGCCUCACCAACAAACUGAGACUGUCAUUCAAGGAUUUCUCUAAAAAAUGUCACGACGCCCUGAAGAAGAACAAGAACCUGAUCGGCAGCGAGCAGCGCGAGUACCAGCGCGAGCUCGAGCGCAACUUCGCGCGGUUCACCGAGCGCCUAGCGCCGCUCAUCGCGCCCACCGCCACGCAUGCGCAGCAUCUCGCGCAUGGUGUGACCAAAACAGACUACAAGUUCCAAGCGUAAAUUGACGAUGCAAGA
Messenger RNA from Aricia agestis (brown argus), 6008 nucleotides. RefSeq names its product dedicator of cytokinesis protein 7 (gene Zir). Gene Ontology annotation, molecular function: guanyl-nucleotide exchange factor activity. The transcript has 40 exons. Gene Ontology annotation, biological process: positive regulation of GTPase activity; small GTPase-mediated signal transduction. The coding region runs from base 84 to 5993 and encodes 1969 amino acids. The record is from RefSeq and is a predicted model, not a curated record. Lineage: Eukaryota; Metazoa; Arthropoda; Insecta; Lepidoptera; Lycaenidae.